AUGAUUCAUCGAUUUCGCACAAAAAAUCGGUCCAAUUAUCAUGCCUUCGGUGGUGGGUCUUUCCUAAUCUCCGUGAAACGGUGCGAAUCGGCGAAGAACACCGGAAGAUCAACAGUUCUCAAUCAGCGAUUGUUUCUCCUCUAUGCAUGCUCAUGUUUUGUCCUAAAAUUUUGGCUUGUGUUGUUGUUUAUUUUGGUUUCUGGUGGGCACAGAGAUGGAGCUGUUGACAACGACAACAACAACAAGGACGUGUUUACAGCUGUUGACCAAGCUGAGAUUACAAAAGAUGUUUGCUUGAUGUAUGAUUUUGUGAAUCAGCAUUUACAGGAGGCCACAAGGGUUUCCGACCUAAGCUUGGAGGAAGAUGAUGUUCUGAAGCUAGUAAGUGAAAAGAGUGAGAACAGAGUUGUAAGGAAUAUAAAGGCUUCAAUGAAAUGCAGUGAUAGAGAAGUUUCCAAGCCUGCAACCGAGAGCUUCUCUUUCAGAAUUCCUCCAUCAGAAAACAUUGAAUCUCAAGGAAGGUCGGAUCUUCCGGGAAUAGAUGUGUUGGUCUCAGCUGCAAAGAGAAAGAGCCGCCUCUGGUCACAGCCAACUGUCAGAUUGAUGUUAAGAUAG
Molecule: messenger RNA, 615 nt
Organism: Microthlaspi erraticum
Lineage: Eukaryota; Viridiplantae; Streptophyta; Magnoliopsida; Brassicales; Brassicaceae
Source: the annotation of a GenBank genome assembly